UUUCCAUCGCUCGCGUGCGCGCGCUCCACCCCUUUAAUUUCCUCUGGGAUUUCCCACAGCUUUGCAGCUCGCUCACCUGUGCCUGGGAAUAAUAGUAUUUAUUAUAUGGAAAUCUCGUUAUAGAUGGAGUUUCAAUCAGUUCCUUAUCACUCCUCCGUUUAACCCUGCCUUCAUUUCGAUCGCUCUUCAUCUCGCUCUUCAUCUCGCUCUCUUGCUCUCCAAUCCUGUCAUGUUGUUUCCACCGCGAUGGGAAAUUAAAUGAAGUUGUCCGAGGGCAGAUGGGAGAUUUAAAGAAUGUAGACUGAGGUAAAAACGGAUCAUUUUGUCACGUGUCCGGCGUUGUGGAUUUGCUGAGGACGCGUUGAACGCUCCACCGUGCACGAGACCUGACUGUUAUCAAUAUCACAGAUUUAAGGGAAAACCUCCGGUUUAUUCAUUUUUAAACUCUCUGCCGCACGUACUAACGUUUCCAGGAUGGAAUCGGAGUGAGUUCGGAUCAUGUCAUGGAUGUAUUCAGUUUUGUCAGGAUGCCGAAACUAGCAGGCCACAGGACCAAAGCCUCCUGCUGUCCUACGCCACCUCCAGGGAGCUGGGUCCCAUCCCAGGCACCCCCCAAUGGCUGGGAUAUGGCGUCCUCUAGAGAGGGUCGUGACUGCUACAUCAAUCACCUCUCACAGUCCAGUUCAUUGGAGGAAGUGCAUGUGGAUGUUGAUAAGUUUGUCCCUCCUGCGCCGAGAAAGGUGGAGAUGAGACGCGACCCGGUGCUCGGCUUCGGCUUUGUGGCAGGCAGUGAGAAACCAGUGGUGGUGCGCUCAGUGACUCCAGGAGGUCCUUCAGAAGGGAAGCUGAUCCCGGGAGACGAAAUUGUGAUGAUAAAUGACGAGGUGGUCAGCUCGGCUCCAAGAGAGAGAGUCAUCGACCUGGUCAGGAGUUGUAAGGAGUCCAUCGUCCUGACAGUGGUGCAGCCGUACCCUUCGCCCAAAUCUGCCUUCAUCAGUGCAGCUAAAAAGGCCAAGUUGAAGUCCAAUCCAGUCAAAGUACGCUUCGCAGAGGAAGUCAUUAUUAACGGACAAGUACCGGAAACUGUGAAAGAUAAUUCUCUACUCUUUAUGCCAAACGUGUUGAAGGUGUAUCUUGAAAAUGGACAAACUAAAUCCUUUAAGUUUGACUGCAACACCUCCAUCAAGGAUGUGAUUCUGACACUGCAAGAGAAGCUGUCGAUCAAAAGCAUCGAGCACUUCUCUCUCCUGCUGGAACACAAAACGGAGGGAUCUGGAACCAAACUAAUGCUGCUGCACGAGCAGGAGAUGCUGAUGCAGGUCACUCAGAGGCCGGGUUUACAUAAGAUGAAAUGCUAUUUCCGCAUCAGUUUUCUUCCUAAAGAUCCCGUUGAUCUGCUGAGGAGAGAUGCUGUUGCGUUUGAUUACCUCUACGUUCAGAGCUGUAAAGAUGUGGUGCAGGAGCGUUUCGGCUCGGAGCUGAAAUACGACAUGGCACUUCGUCUGGCGGCUCUACAGAUGUACAUCCUGACGCUCAGCACCAAACAAACACAGAAAGUCUCUCUUAAAUACAUUGAGAAGGAGUGGGGUCUGGCGCAGUUUUUGCCACCUGCAGUGCUGUCCAGCAUGAAAGAGAAGAAUAUCAAGAAGGCGCUCACACACAUCCUGAAAACUAACCAGAAUCUGGUGCCGCCUGGAAAGAAGCUGACGGCGUUGCAGGCGAAGGUGCACUACCUGAAAUAUCUGAGUGAUCUCAGACUGUAUGGAGGACGAGUGUUCAAGUCAAUAUUAGUUCAAGGUGAAAAACACUCCGAGGUCACACUGCUCGUGGGGCCACGGUACGGCAUCAGUCAUGUGAUCAACACCAAGACGAACCUGGUGGCCCUGCUCGCCGACUUCAGCCAUGUGAACCGAAUCGAGAUGUACACCGAGGACGAAAAGAACGUACGAGUGGAGCUUCACGUCUUGGAUGUAAAGCCCAUCACUCUUAUAAUGGAAUCCAGUGAUGCGAUGAAUCUGGCAUGUCUGACUGCGGGAUACUACAGACUGCUGGUCGACUCACGGAGAUCCAUCUUCAACAUGACCAACAACAGUAGCACUGCAGGGCACGACUCAAGAGGCAAGCACAACUACCAGGCAAUCGACUGGAAUUACAGUUCCGGUGGUGGAUGCAACGAGCCGCACAUUGAGUAUGCUCUCUGUGGGCAAAGAGACUGCGAUAUCGCCCCUAAUGCCAACGAAAUGCACCAGAUGCAGCAUCGUGCACAUGGUGAUGAGAAAGCAGAGAGGGCAAUCAGAGCAAGCCACGUGCAUUCUCAGCCCUACUUCAAUAUUCCAAAGAGCAAGCCUCAAGACUCGCCCAGAAACGCCAAGGUGUCCUUCAUAUUUGGCGACCCUCCGUUGGACAGCGUAAACCCACAGAACCUAGGAUACCAAAGGCUGAUGGAGGACAUUCCAGAAGUUCUAGAGGAACACAGGUAUCUGUACGCCCAGCAGAAGGACUACAAGCCCCUGGAAGCGUCAAUGGAGGUUGAUGGCUUCCAGUACAGUUCUCACAUGGUCUACGGCGACGCUAAGAUUUUCGGUACAACAGAAGGCAUCGAGGAGCCAUUGUUGCAUGAUAUCUGCUACGCAGAAACCACCGAUGACGCCGAAGACGACGAUGACAUCAGUUGUGAGGAGGACAUGAUGAUGAUGAUGGGAGAGAUGAAAGACAAAGCAAACUCUUUCUUGUCGCUUUCGGAAUCUAGUGAAGACAUUAUCGAUCUUACCUCCCUUCCGCCGCCACCAGAGGGCGACGACGAGGAAGACAAUGACGUCCUUUUGCACUCAUUAAACUUGGCGAUAGCUGCUCCACCUCCAGGGUUCAGGGAUAGCUCGGACGAAGACGACCACCAAGGGCCUCGUGAAAGAAAUAACGUAGCUUCGCUAAAAAAUGACAUUCCUGUGUCUCUGAUCGAUUCAGUGCCGACACCGGUCGCUGGUGCGACACAAAAAGUGUUCAGUGACGAUGUUGUCUCCACUCUACAAGCUCUGGAGGCUUUGGCGGCCUCUGAAGAGCAGUCGCACCCACAGCCGAAUGAUAGUUCAGGUGUAGAAAUAUCUCGCUCUUUUAGCCCCGAGUCCUUAUCGGAUUCUGGGAAUGAGACAAAUUCGUCCGAAAUGACGGAGAGCUCAGAGCUGACAGCAGUUCAGAAACUCUCUGAAAGCUCGCUCAAAAUGCUAAUCGCGACAGCCGAAGGCUACCAAGCGCUAGCUGAAGAGGAGACCGAAUUUCGAUUGACACCCCUGGACAUCAGGGCAUCUCUACGUAAUCAGGAAGACGACCCUCAGUGCUCAGGUGUUCCGCGCAACACUCUACGCUCAGACCACUUCGAGAUGGAGCCUGAAACCAUGGGAACAAAGUCACUGACGGACUACUUAAAAAAAAUGCACAUGAUGAUGGGAAUGCCGCAGAGUAAGACUGAGGAGGAAUCUUACAGCGGGGUGAAAUCCAGCGGCGAAUCCGAAGUCCAUCCGAUGAGCAUUCCUGAAUCGCAUGAAGAGGAAAUUUUUGGGAGUUUUAACAGCUUCAAUGUACACGAUAUCCAACAUUCCGGUGCCUUUGAUCUCAACGGGAUGUCUUUUGCAUGUCAAGAACCGAAUCAACAAUUGCACAUGAUUCUGAAUAAUGAAACAGAUGAGCACAUUUACUCUGAGGUGACUGGCGAUAGCGGGACAUUGAACGCACACAGGGUAACUCAAAAUGUCAAUAAGAUUGAGUUGAAUGACUCUUCCGUGUUGGGAACAGGGAAGCACAUCAUUGACUUGAAGGCGAGUUCGCCCGCGAAAGAACAAUAUUUAAUCGAGCGAGCCCGGAAUGAACAUCAAACCAAAGCGGCUCCACGUGAACAGGAAGUGACACGGCUUUGCGAGUACCACCUGACCAAAAGGAUGUCAUCUUUACAAAGUGAGGGGAUCCAUUCCCUACAGAGUUCCCAAUGUUCGUCCAUUGACGCUGGCUCCAGUACAGGAAGUAGUAGCUGUGUGACGCCAAUGGACUCUCCUCUGUGCAUGGCAGAUAGUGCCCACUUGCAUGGCUAUCCAAAUCAGAACAUAGAUGCAACGUUUUUGCGGAAGCACCAUGGAUCGGCCGCCACGGAGUCGACCGCUAGUGCGGGCCGCGAGGGAAGCCAGAGGAUGCCCAAGCUCAGAGAAACUACAGUGUAACAUGCUGCGAAGAAGACAAAAGAGACGAAUGGUCUUCUGCUCUCAUGAAACGUCCAUGUUCAUCCAUAGCACAGAUUCCUAUGUGCCAAACCAGAGGCGAUCGGAGGUCUUAAAUGCUUCCCGGAUGAUUCCUGCACUCGGCCUCAAAAGACACCCCCCACCCCCGCUCUGGUUGCCUCAGGGAGGCAGAAAUGGAAUUUUAAUCUGAAAACUUUGGCUCAGGGAGCAUUGACACUUUUAAUGGAAACUGCAACAUGUAGACGACCAUAAUCACCUCAACCAAAUCACUAAACCUAAAAGGAGCCGAUUACGAGAUUUAGAAACACUGUCAUCCUUAAAGUCAACAUUAAAUGCAGUUUCCCAAAUCAUUAUACUUCCAUAAUCUGAUGCAUUUCAAAAUAAAACUGUAUAGUCAUCCAUCACAAAUUGAUUGCACUGCAAAGUGCAUAUCUUUAAAACAAGAAAAAUACCAUAGAAGCGGAAUGGCAUAAGAUAUUAAGUCUUGUUUUCAGAGAAAUCUAACUAAAUUUGGUGGGAUUUAUGCUUAAAACAAGAAAAAACUCUUUGCCAAUGGGCUGCAAAAAAUAAACUUGUUUUCCCUUUGAAUCGAGUUUUUUACUUACCCCAUUGGCGAAUAGAUUUUUCUAGUAAUAAGCAUUAAUCCCAUCCAAUUUCAAUGCAUUUCGCUGAAAACAAGACAAAAUACCUUCUGUCAUUUUGCUUCUCAAGUAAAUUGAUCUUGUUUAAAGAAUGUUUACAUAUUUUUACUGGAAAAACAAGACAAAAAUAGGGUACAACGGGACUAAAGUUCUUAAGCAUCCCUUAAGAACAUUUCACUUUUUUCUGGUCACAAAAUGUAUAAAAAUCUAAAAUAUUUAUUUUUAUUGAACAUUGAUGGAGCAACAUUAUUUGUGUGGAAAAAAAAUAAUAAUGGAAGGUUGUUUCAAUUAAAAUUCAGUUUUAAACAAAAGGUGGUGAGGGAGCCGUUUACCCAUCACUUGGAGUAAAAGGCCCCUAGGGGGUUUAAAGUGAUAUCGUGUAGAUACCGCGGCAAUAGUUAUAGGGCACAAUUUGUCAACUAAUAAUUAUGCGACACCAAGAUGCUUUUUGAGUAACAAAUUAAGAUGAUGCUUACUCAAAAUAACUACAGUACUUCAGGAAAAAGUCAAACAUUUUCAGAUUUUUUUCAAACACAUUUGGCAUUUUAUUACAUCAAGUAUUCCAUAAACAAACUAAUCUAUGGUAUGAUUGGUUGAGUCAAUGUGAGCCCACUUUGAACAUUUUUCUUAUCAACAAGGGGGCUUUUUUACCCCAAAUACUAUCCUUUCACUUACCGGACAGUUAUUGAAUGUUUGAUUUAAUGACAUUAAACAAAACUGAUAAUGAUAAAUAAGUAUUUUGUCAAAAUAGAAAUGUUAAUUUCAGGUAUUUUCAUUAGUAACAUAAAUUUACAUCAUUUUAAGUAAUUAUUAAAAAUUAGACCAAAUUUCUUCAAAAUCCACCUUAGGACACCACACGCAAAGAUCUCAUGGAUCAGGAAUAUUUCAUAGUUCAUAGUGACAGACAGGUGUUUUGGAAAGUGCUGUGGUAGUUUUUGAUGCUUUUUAGUGUUUUGGGAGAAAAUAAAAUCAAUCGACCCUUUAGCCCCGUUGUACCCUACUCUGUAAGAAAAUCAGGGCCGGAUCUAGGGCGGGGGGUUUGUGCCUAUUGAAAUCACAAACAAUCCGUGACAGUCUUGGCCUAUUUGAACAUUCCAUCUAUGUAAGUCAAUGGUAUUUCGGGGAUAUUCAAAAGUGCGCUACAGAAAAACUGUAAGUCUGAUCAGCUAGAAAAUACAUAGCACAUUAAAUCAGAUCAAUCUGAAGGUCUGUGCCAAGUUGGAUGUAGCUUGAAAGCUCUAGGAGUUAUAAUUUAUUAUUUUGGUCUUAGUAUAGGGAUUUUGGAAAACCCUGAAACCAUGUCUGUAAGGCCAAUGUAAUAAUGUGCAUCGAUGUCAACUUUGAUUUCAUGUUGACUUUAACUUUCUAAUGGGCAUAAGUGAGUGGCAGAUUCACAGGUUUUCAAACAUGUUACAGUCUCUGGCACGGCAAAUGACUUGAACAGACAAAACAGGCUUCCGGUCUUUGUCAGAAGUUGGAACAAGACUCAUCUAUUUCCGUAUUGUUUUGGAUCGAGCACACACUAAGCUUAUUGCUCUGAGAAAUUGACACACCAGUUACUUAAUCUGUUUUAGCCACAUUUUGUGUCCAGUUUCUCUAGACUGCAUGUACAGAGCUUUUAUCUUAAUGCUCUGGAGAUUUUUUUGUUUAAAGCAAAAGGACUUUUCAAAAUGCUGUUUGGGGUGACGUCACACCAGUGGAAGCUCUACAGCGCAUGACGUGGAGUUUAGGCGUAUCAGAAAGUCAAUUUAUUUACUUACUGGGAGGAUUUGGAAGGUUAUUUUGAUGUAUGCCGUUAUUUGGUGGUAGCAAUGGCCAUAUUUAAAAAAAGAAGGAAAAAAACGUUUCUUUUAGCCAUAGUAAAGCCAUAGGUUAACACACCUGCUUUUGUCAUGACGAUCAAGGGAAUCUGGCCAUUGCAAUCCAUUGUGAUAGCAUAUGGCUUGUGUAUAUUUUGUGUAAUAUGUAAAAUUAAAAUAAUUCUACAAUGCAUAUAAUUUUUAAAAGAAGAUAAUAUAUAUAUAUAUAUAUAUAUAUAUAUAUAUGUACGUGUGUUUGUGUGUGUGUAUAAAAAUUACACCACCUUAUUCAGUAGAUGCAUCCCUUGUUUUGUUCCACAUUGAAAAAUACAUGACGAAAGCCACUUUACAAUCUAUAAACUGUAAGUUCACAUCCUACACCAUUUAUUAUCAUUUGUUGUUGUGUUCUUAUUUGAUUGGCUAAUGCAGUGACAUUUUCAUGAGUACAUUAAAGUCAACAUGAAAUGCUGUUCGCAACCCGUUUUACUUCUGUAAUCUGAUGUAUUUCUGAGUUCAACAAGAAAAAAGUAGGGCAGUAUUUGAUUUUAUCCAUCGAAAAUUGAUUGGCUCUUGAAAAAUGGGGUUUAAAAUUUAUAUUUGUGAUGUCAUCCGAAAAGCCAAGUUGUUUAAGAGGCGGAGCAAGUUAUUAUAUAUACAUAUAUUUAAUCAGGAAAAUGCGUUAAUUAAGUAAAUAGGGUGAGUUUUUAUUUCAUGUUGACUUUGCAUAAUAAACAUAUGGUGCUUUAUUUGAAUUAUCAUCAU
Molecule: messenger RNA, 7428 nt
Organism: Myxocyprinus asiaticus (Chinese sucker)
Lineage: Eukaryota; Metazoa; Chordata; Actinopteri; Cypriniformes; Catostomidae
Product: FERM and PDZ domain-containing protein 4-like
Exons: 17
Coding region: 504-4208 (1234 amino acids)
Cellular component (GO): cytoskeleton
Molecular function (GO): protein binding
Source: RefSeq, a predicted model, not a curated record